AUGUUCUCCUGCUGCGAUGCGAAAGGCGAUUCUGGCGGUUCGGACGUCCGCCAGGGCGAGUCGCGGGAUAAUGAACUCACAGAGUCGCUCAUAACGGCGUGCGGCAACGCGCCGCUGGAGGCGCUGGAGAUCGGGUCGCAAGCGCACGAUCCUGGCGACGUGUACGACGUUUUUCCGCUGCUGGCGAUGCCCCUGCGACUGCGGGGAUCUGGGCGAAACAGCAUGCCGAUUUCGUGGAGGAUCGUAACCAUCGCAGCGGACGACGAGCUGGUGACGAACGGGCAGCUGAAACAUUCCAUGCGCGAUUUGUUGGAUCGCGUUCGCGAGUGGGCGAAAAAGUCGGAGUCCUUUCGCGAAAUAGCGGGACCAGGUCGCUCCCCCAAUCUCUUCUUUGACGCCUCCCCAUCGGCCUCACCCGCAGAAGCAGCAAACAGAGAGGCGUGCAGAAGUCAAUCCGGACUUCAGUACUCCACAACUCAGAGCGAGGAGAGAGGGGCGUGUGGCGGCGGAAGCGGAGGAGCAUCGCUGAGAAGGAUCUCAAGAAUCAACGGUCGACAUUCAAAGUCUGAACGCGAGAAGAGAGGAGUGGAGGAACCGGAGGAGAAAUGGGGAAAGUCGGCAAGGGAAGCAGAUGAAAGGGAGCAAGUGGAGAAAGCAGCAAGUCAAGCCCGGGAGGCAGAGGAAGGGGAGGAAGUAGCAGAGCAGAGGGAGCAAGUGCGGGAAGCGGUGCAAGCAGUGCUGCAUGCACACAGCACGUGGCGAAUCUUCUGCCCCACUCUGCACCGACCUGCUCUCAAGCGCCUGGAGAAUCAUCACCGUGGCCGCUCGCACCUGCCCGAAAAAGGCCAUGGCAGCUCUCACCUGCCCGAGAACCACCAUGGCGGCUCGCACCUGCUUGGGAACCAGCAGCAGCAGCUACAGCAGCAGGAGCGACAGAAUAAGCUUGUGCGCAGCCCUGUAUUGUCAUGCCACUCUUCUUCCAGUGCUCUGCCGGCUCUCUCUUGGUCCUUCUCGUCCUCUCCUUCUUCUCCCUCUUCCUCUCCCUCGUCUUCUCCCUCACAUUCGGCCUCGUAUAAGGCAGCUUCGUUGCCGUCUAAGGCUGCAUGCUCCAGCCGGGCGGCGUAUCUAACCCGCCAAAGCAGAUCUGAUACGGACAUCAGUGCCAUGGGCGUGUGGAGGCUGAUUGCUCCUCAAGAGAGCUAUGGGCUUCCGGGGCUGCCCCUCCCACUCUCCUUCUGGGUUGACUCUAAAGUUACACCUGCCUCCUCGAUCCCCUCCUCUCACUCCCUCAUCUCGAUCCCCUCCUCUCACUCCCUCAUCUCGAUCCCCUCCUCUCACUCCCUCAUCUCGAUCCCCUCAUCCCACUUUCUCAACUCAAUCCCCUCCCUUCACUCCAUCUCAAUCCCCUCCCUUCACUCCAUCUCAAUCCCCUCCUCUCCCUCCCUCAUCUCAAUCCCCUCUCACUCCCUUGCCCCUAUCCCCUCCUCUCACUCCUUCAUCCCAAUCCCCUCCUCUCACUCUCUCUCACUCCACCACCGGGCCUCCAUCCCCCUCUACUCACCGUUCCAGCGUACAAUCAGGUGGUAG
Molecule: messenger RNA, 1587 nt
Organism: Closterium sp. NIES-65
Lineage: Eukaryota; Viridiplantae; Streptophyta; Zygnematophyceae; Desmidiales; Closteriaceae
Source: the annotation of a GenBank genome assembly